AUGCAAAGAACGUGCAACCUAGUCUUACGGAGGGGAUGCGGAGGGGGAGUCAACAGGAAGGGCCUCGGAAGGAGCUUCACAACAACAGACCAGGUGGGAGACUACAAAAGGAAGAACGCGUUCGAAAUAUGGAAGUGCCAUAGCGCAGAAACAUACACAGCCGAUUUAUUAUUUGACGAAAGCUUUAAAAUUAGUGAAGAUAAAGAAUUGCUCCUGAGGACGAGGGUAAGCAAAUAUAAGAACGUAAAAGAUGCCAACAUCAAAUAUUUGUUUCUAUUUCUAACGUUUAGCCAACCAUGCUGCAACCAUUUUAUUUGUAAAACGAAUCCGAGCAAUGGAAUUCCCACACAGGUAUUAGGCAAACUGAACUACCUCCUCUUGAUAAAGAAAAUACUCUCAUAUGAUUCUACACAGAAUAGGUUGCUAAAAUUUCUCUACUUCAAUUAUGUGUUACCCAGGAGGGGGAGAAAUAAAGUUUCACUCGAUGACCAAGUGAUGGAUGACACGUACCUUGGUGCUUCUCCCGAUGGGUACCUUUCCCCGUCUGGUACGAAAAUUUCCCAAGGGGAUCAUGUACAGAGAAAUUCCUACGAUGGCAAUUUCCGCCCAGGCGAAUAUACCAAUCGGGUUGAACCCCCACAAGGUGCGAUGAACUUCUGCCUAAAAGAAAUAAGGUAUUUAUUCCAAAGAGGGAAGUACGAAAUUGUUGUACACAGUAAUAUCAAAAAUAAACUCCUAAAGCAUGUUUAUUUGGACGAUCUAGAUGAUCAAAUAAAUACGCAGAUUAAUUACCUCAACACGUUUGUGAAUCAAUUGAUGGACAAAUCGAUGCUACUCCAACUAUACUCCUUCGUUGAGUCUUUUUUUGACCAAAUGGAGAAACAUGCUAACGAGUUUUUAUUUUUUCUGGACAGGUUAGCAGAUAAACUGUUACCCAAAAUGAACUUGGUAGAUACAGUCUUCAUCUUUCACAUGCACAUAAAGUUGAAUUAUUACAAUCAUUUAUUUUUAUUUAUGCUGAUACGAAAAAUGGAGCUCUUUUUCCUUCCCCUUUUGACAUACCAAGAGGGGAAUGAAGAAUUAGGGAAUUUGUACAGGCGCAAAAUAAAGUAUAACCACAAAUCACUUGUCAUAUUUUUUCACUCCUUGACAAAUUAUUUUUCUUAUCUGAAUCAACUUGAAGGAGGAACCAGAUACAAAGACAAGCGGAUACAUAUUAGAAAUUUCCUUUAUGGGAAACUGGGGGCUCUUCACGUGCUGCAGAUUUUGCAGCGAAAUUACCAAUCGUUUUCUUUGCUAGACUAUACCUUGGUGUUUUCCACUUUUAACAAGCUCUGCAUACAUAAUAAGGUACUCAGCUCUGUUCUACUGGAUUAUAUAGACAAAAUGGGAUCAUUCCAUCCGAAGAAUGGUAACUCACAGAAGGGAAGACUCAGUCCGUUGACUACCUCCCUCAGUGAUAGCAACCUGCAUUUGUAUGCCUCCCUUUUGAGUUCCUUUACAAAGUGUUUCACAUCGUAUAAGUACUGCAGGGAUGAAUACGACAAAGUCAUGCGGGUAUUACUUAUCUUGUUUGAAAAUGCCCUAUGGGUUAUCUCCAAAUUGUUUGUCAGUGAAGGGAAGAAUCUUCUCUGCCUUCAGGGUGACCAUCAAAUGGGUGAGUUCAAACAACCUUCCGGAAGAACCCACUUAUCCGUGGAGAAAUCUCACUCGCGAAUCGUUACAUCUGAAGUAGAUGCACAGAUCAGAUGCGACAACGCACCAAACGGUAAGAGUGGUCCCCUCGAAGAGGCACAUUCAAAUUCAAAACCUACCUAUUUUGCCUUCAUUAAGCUUCUACAGUUGGAGAGGAGAAAAAGUAAAGUGGAUAAUAUAGAGGAACCACCCUCAGAACAAACAUUCCACCAAAAUACCGUAUCACGUGGGGAAGGAGACUUCCUGAAUAGACUCAUCCACCAAAAGAACAUCGAAACAGAUAACCAUUAUAAAACUGUGUACCAUGUACAAAAUAUCCAACAUAACAUCAAAUACAUCGUUAAUUGUCUGAACUCGACCUACAAACUGCUUAACCACUUUAUUGAAAUGUUUCAAGUUAAAGAAUACAGCAAGAAAUUUAACCGAAUCCUUCUGUACAAUUUUUCCAAUAAACUAAUUUUUGAGAAAAAAAAUGUGAAUUGUUCUGGAAGUUAUUUGGAUAACAUACACAAGUGCACUGUACAUGGUAGCAGAUUGUUCGACUACCACGAGGGGGGGGUAGAUAUAAAUCGUUUAUUCAUGUGCGCAUAUUUGGAGAGUUUUUUGCUCUGCGAUUUGGUCAAUGUGUAUGUCGGUAGAAUGGUCAAAAGGUUCCAUGAUGAAAUGCCACAAAAAACUAGCGAAGCAUCCAACGAGGGGAUAUUCUUCUCCCAAGUGGCCGCCAACACACUGGGGGCUAUCCAAAAUUUGAAGAUGCUACGGUACGACAUUUUUGAUAAGAUUACACACAUCAUCAGAAGGAAAUACUUCAAACUGGAUGUAGUUAAUGUAGGAAAUAUUAUCCACUCCUUUGCCUCCAUGAAACUGAGAGAUGUGCAGAUAAUAGAACUUCUAACCAACCAGUUGAUAUCUCACGCGAAUGACAAACAGGGGAAUCAUUGCCAGAUAGGUGAACAGACACUGAGCAAUGUCUCCAUCUCGCUAUUAAGACUUGAUUUGCCCAACGAAAAGUUUAACGAAAUUAUUUUCAGAAAUUACAAAAAGAUCCAAUCUGUCCACGCACUCAUAAAUAUCACUCUCUACUUAUGCUACUACAAUUUUAUCAGUUCAUUUGUUCUGCAGAAUAAUUUUACAUACCUCUUUGAGCGUGUGAAUAUAGCAGAUAUGAGUACCUUGACUGUUCAAAAUCAGACACAGUUAUAUCUCAUUGCUCUUCUAACCCUAUAUGUUCAUCAGUAUUCUGUUGGGGAGAUACAUAAGUGGCAAGAUCCGAAGGGGAUCCCAUUUGGAGAGAUUUCCACCCACUUGAAUGAUCUUCGAGAUGUCUUUCUACUACCCCAAAGGGUAACCCCAACUCUAAAUAAACAAAGCGGAGCUCCAAAUGCAGAUGAAAUUCAGGAAGUGAUGCAUGUAAAUGAGGGAAGAAGAGAAAGAGCGUUUCCUGAGUCAGAUUGCACACAUGGCAUUCCAUCGUCCAUAAACAUGUUCGAAAUAUUGGCUCAAAAACGUAUGAAUAACUCACCAAUGGAAACGAACCCCCUAUUAAGUGAGAAGGAUUACUUAAACCUCCAUUUCAUCGGUGCUUUUCCCUUUUCUGCACCUCCCGUCGAAACUACCUCCAGUUUGCACGACGAAAUAUACGACUUGGUGGCGUCACUGAGUCUUCCGCGCCGGAUGACGAAGGAGUUGCCACACUACCCCUACUGCGUCGACAUAGUGCUCGCCUAA
Molecule: messenger RNA, 3423 nt
Organism: Plasmodium knowlesi strain H
Lineage: Eukaryota; Apicomplexa; Aconoidasida; Haemosporida; Plasmodiidae
Product: conserved Plasmodium protein, unknown function
Exons: 1
Coding region: 1-3423 (1140 amino acids)
Source: RefSeq, a predicted model, not a curated record